Cooperia oncophora is the source of this 336-nucleotide messenger RNA. The record is from the annotation of a GenBank genome assembly. Lineage: Eukaryota; Metazoa; Nematoda; Chromadorea; Rhabditida; Trichostrongylidae.
UUUCAGUUCAUCCAUUAUCGGAACGGACCACCUCCAAGGAGAUCUCGCAGUAAGGACAAGAGUCCGAUCAGCGGUUAUAACCAUUACAAAGGCAUCGUUCUCAAAACUGUAAUAAGGCAUCCAAAGAAACCCAAUUCCGGAAACAGAAAAUGCGCCAUAGUUCGUCUUUCAACUGGGGCAGAAGUAUGCGCCUACAUUCCGGGUGUCGGCCACAAUCUUCAGGAACAUUCUCAGGUAUUAGUGAAAGGCGGACGAAGACGUGAUCUCAUCUCAGUGAAGGCAAACAUUAUACGAGGGAAGUUUGAUUGUGCACCUGCAGGUUCAGGAAAAAAGUAG